AACAUGGUUCCACUCCACCUUUAGCUUUCCAACUGCCGCAUGGAAUCAGGCGGGAGACUGAACCUUUUAAUUCUGGGGAAAAGACGACGCAAUACGGUUGUCGUCGGGAAAUUGACACAAUCGGCGCGGUAUCUUCACGAAUUAAUUCUAUUGACCACAACUCCCCACUCCCCAACAAACUUUGCUCCAGAGAAAUAAAUUUUAAAAAAUGGCAAUUUUUUGUUUUUUGUGGCGCAUCAUACUUGGACUUUCAAAUGCCUUACGCAUGUUGACAGCUGGCUUCGCCGCUUGCCGAUAAUCGGAUCUCUAUAAAGCAACUACGUUCUGCAGUAUAACUCUGCAUCUCUUUCACUAGUAAUUAAUCAAUUGAACCGGCUGUUUGUUAGAAAUGGGGAAAAAGUUAGUGAAGUUGCCGGCGACUGAAGUUGACAUGACGGCCGCUAAGUAUACGCCUCAAAGAGUUCAAGUUGAGAAUUUGCACCUACGGACAUGCAGCUCCACAUCUGACUGGAUUUUGGUUGAAGUUAUUUGUCAUGUUGAUUGAAGCACCAAUUAUUGGUUCAAUGAUCUUGAUUCUCGUGAAGAACAAGAACCGAAUAACCAAGAUGUUGAAGAAUACUGUGAUACCAGAGACUCCCAUGUUUAUACCUGAAUUUCCUCCUAAAGAGUCAGAACCUGGUGUUUUUUGCUUGGAAGAAGAUGGGAAACCUGAAGAACGCGUUGAGUUUGCCUUGCAGUGUCUUCCAGAUUACAAUCCAGCCUGUAUUUGGAUUAAUGAUCCAACCACACCAUUCCGCUAUUGGAAGAUUCGUGAUUAUACAUAUGCUUACAAAUCUAAGCUUACAACUCCAUCUCAGGUAGCAGAGCAUUUCAUCUUAGCUAUAGAAGAGUCUAACAACAAGAAUCCACUGGCACCACUACUAAUUUCUUAUGAUCCUGAUGAAGUCAGAAGGCAAGCUGCUGCUUCCACACAGAGAUUUAAAGAAGGAAGUGAAUUAUCAAUCCUGGAUGGUAUCUUCAUAGCAGUUAAGGAUGACAUUGAUUGCUAUCCAUAUCCAUCAAAGGGUGGCGCAACUUGGUUUCACGAGCUUCGUCAAGUUAAGAAAGAUGCUGUCUGUGUCUCAAGAUUACGAAACUGCGGUGCAGUUAUGGUUGGAAAGACAAAUAUGCAUGAAUUGGCCCUGGGAACAACUGGAAAUAAUGCAAAUUUUGGGACAACCAGGAAUCCACAUGCUCCAGAUAGGUACACAGGCGGGUCUUCCUCAGGCUCUGCAGCUAUUGUAGCUUGUGGAUUGUGUUCUGCUGCAUUAGGAACAGAUGGAGGAGGUUCAGUUCGGAUUCCUUCUUCCCUUUGUGGUGUGGUGGGCUUGAAGACAACAUAUGGAAGGACUGACAUGAAAGGGUUGCUCUAUCAUAGUGGAACAGUGGCAAUUGUUGGACCUAUCACAGCAACUGUUGAGGAUGCCAUACUGGUGUAUGCUGCAAUUUUAGGAUCUUCGCCUGCUGAGAGAGUUUCUUUGAAACCGGCCCUCCCUUGUUUACCAAAUUUAAGUUCAUGUGAGAACUGGUGCUCUAUGGGAUCACUGCGCUUGGGGAAGUACACUGAGUGGUUCAAUGAUGUUUUCUCAACUGAAAUAUCUGAUAAGUGUGAGGAUAUUCUAAACCAGCUAUCAGAAAAACAUGAGUGCAAAACGAUAGAGAUUGUAAUACCAGAGUUGCAUGAGAUGUUCAUUGCACAUGUUGUUUCAAUUGGCUCUGAAGCAUUAUCUCAGCUGAAUCCUGACCUUGAGGAUGGGAAAUUAGCAAGAUUAACAUAUGACAGUCGGAUAAGUCUGGCACUUUUUCAAACAUAUUCAGCGUCAGAUUAUAUUGCUGCCCAGUGUCUUAGGAGAAGGUUAAUGCAUUUCUACAUGGAGAUUUUCAAGAAGGUGGAUAUCAUUGUGACACCUACUACUCCCAUGACGGCGCCCAUAAUAUCACCAACUGCUCUUACAGUUGGAGAGACCAACAUGUGGAUUUCAGGAAGUCUUAUGCGGUUCGUAUUAGCAGCAAAUCUUCUGGGCUUUCCUGCAAUUUCUGUCCCUGUUGGCUAUGACAAGCAAGGACUUCCAAUAGGCAUGCAGCUCAUUGGGCGUCCAUGGUGCGAAGCAUCCAUUUUGCGCUUGGCAGCUGCCAUAGAGGAAACUUGUGCUGGGCCUAAGAAGAAGCCAAAGCAGUUUUAUGAUAUUUUGCAAGGGAAACUGAUGUGAAUUUUGGGAUUUGAGCUUUAUAUAUUGGUGGCUCUUCUCAUACGUUGGUGGUUCGAGAAGGCAUAAAACUGUAUAAGUGGUUCAUCUUCUGUAAUUUUGGAUUAGCCAAAAAGUUCCUAUCAAACAAUUUUAUGGUUAAUCCAACUGCAUUAAAUUCCUACCUAUCUUUUUGGCUUAAAGUUGUGUAAGUUAAUUUGUUUUAUCAAACAUAAUUUCCGAAUGACUAAAAGCAACUACAUGAACUUCUUACCUAA
Solanum lycopersicum (tomato) is the source of this 2503-nucleotide messenger RNA. RefSeq names its product fatty acid amide hydrolase-like. Lineage: Eukaryota; Viridiplantae; Streptophyta; Magnoliopsida; Solanales; Solanaceae. Gene Ontology annotation, biological process: N-acylethanolamine metabolic process. Gene Ontology annotation, cellular component: membrane. Gene Ontology annotation, molecular function: N-(long-chain-acyl)ethanolamine deacylase activity. The record is from RefSeq and is a predicted model, not a curated record.